This is a messenger RNA of Aspergillus luchuensis, 849 nucleotides long. RefSeq lists its product as uncharacterized. The transcript has 2 exons. Gene Ontology annotation, molecular function: heme binding; monooxygenase activity; oxidoreductase activity, acting on paired donors, with incorporation or reduction of molecular oxygen. The record is from RefSeq and is a predicted model, not a curated record. Lineage: Eukaryota; Fungi; Ascomycota; Eurotiomycetes; Eurotiales; Aspergillaceae. The coding region runs from base 1 to 849 and encodes 282 amino acids.
AUGCUCUCUACCAGCAACAUCAUAAAACUAAAACCUAACCCUCCCUCUACCUACCCAGGCAACCUCCUCCCAAUAAUGUACGAAGAAAUGGAAUACGCAUUGGACCAAGAACUGGGCAACUCACACGAAUGGCGCCCCCUACCCCCCCUCCCCACCCUCCUCCGCAUCAUCGCCCUCGUCUCCGGCCGCAUCAACAUCGGCCUCCCCCUCAGCCGCUCCCCCACCUGGCUAACCCUAUACACCAAAUACCCCUUAACAAUGAUGUCCUCAAUCUCCUCUCUGAUGAAAUACCCAGCUGUGCUCCGCUCCCUAGCACAGCACUUCAUCCCCUCGCUCCGCGAACUCGACUCCAUCCGGAGCGAAAUCACCACCCUCCUUACGCCAGAAUACGAAGCUAUUCUCUCAGAGAAAUCAGACAGAAAUACCAUGAUUCGCUGGAUAUGGGAUAACUCCGAGGAGCACGAGCGGACAAUAACCUACCAGAGCCACGUGCAGGCGAUGAUGUCCAUUGGGACGGUGUUGGCGAAUGCGGCGGCCGCGGCGCAGUGUCUGGUGGAUUUGGCGGAGCAUGGGGAGGAGAUGGUGCCGUUGCUGAGGGGGGAGUUUGAGCGAGUGGUGGGUGGUGGUGAUGGGAUAAGUAAACAGGCGUUGAGCUCGUUGAGUAUGAUGGAUAGCUUUGUGAAGGAGUCGCAGAGGGUUAGGCCGCCGGGGGCGGGUGAGUAUUGCUUCCAAUAUAUUACAUUUCUGAGUUUACCAUCUGACAAUGUUGGUAUGAAUGAUAGUCACCUUCGAACGCAAAGUCCUGGAACCUUUCACUCUCCCAGACGGUACGCAACUCAAGGCAGGUGA